Molecule: messenger RNA, 867 nt
Organism: Lucilia sericata (common green bottle fly)
Lineage: Eukaryota; Metazoa; Arthropoda; Insecta; Diptera; Calliphoridae
Product: trypsin II-P29-like
Exons: 2
Coding region: 49-822 (257 amino acids)
Biological process (GO): proteolysis
Molecular function (GO): serine-type endopeptidase activity
Source: RefSeq, a predicted model, not a curated record
AUGAUUAGUUUUUAAAAAACUGUUAGUUUGACGAAGAGUGUAGGCAAAAUGUGUUUUAAAUUUUCGCUAGUAGCUUUAAUAGCUUUACUGGGUAGUGCUUCAUGUUUUCCCGAUGGUCGCGUGGUAAACGGUACUGCUUCAGAUGUGACUAAAUUUCCCUUUAUAGUGUCAUUGCGUGGUAGUACCGGCUCUCACUCUUGUGGCGGCAGUAUAAUUGCGCCACGUUGGAUAUUGACAGCUGCCCAUUGUGUGGAUGGUCGCACGGAAAAAGAUAUUACUGUUCAGUAUGGUACUACUAGAAUUAAUACCUAUGGUGAUAAUGUUGUUGCCGUCAAGCGUAUUGUUAUGCAUGAGGGUUACGAUGUAUCUAAAUCGUACGCCAAUGAUGUUGCUUUAUUGGAAUUGAGUCGCUCUGUGGUGUAUAAUUACAAGACAAUUGCCCCAGUUGGUUUGCCCGAUUCAUUCUUUGAAGUUCCCCAGAAUAGUAAAGGGGCUCCAGGUGUUUUAGCCGGUUGGGGUAGAGAUGCUACCGGCGGUUAUAUUCAAAGUGUUUUGCAGGAAGUAGACUUGAAAAUUUAUUCCGAUAAGGAGUGUAAUUCUAGACAUAAUGGUACCACAACUAUCCAUCAAAUCUGUGGAGGUGUUGAUGAGGGUGGUAAGGGUCAAUGUAAUGGCGAUUCUGGUGGUCCUUUGUUGUUCAAUGGCUCCGUACAGUUGGGUAUUGUUUCAUGGAGUGUUAAACCCUGCACUGUAGCACCUUAUCCUGGUGUUUAUACUAAAGUUUCUCAUUAUAUCGAUUGGAUUUACAACCAUAUGAAUUAAGUUUUAAUGGUUUAAUAAUAAAAUUAAAUAUUAUUAAAAUUAUUA